Aplysia californica (California sea hare) is the source of this 1002-nucleotide messenger RNA. RefSeq lists its product as uncharacterized. NCBI's taxonomy places the organism in Eukaryota, Metazoa, Mollusca, Gastropoda, Aplysiida, Aplysiidae. The record is from RefSeq and is a predicted model, not a curated record. Gene Ontology annotation, molecular function: RNA polymerase II cis-regulatory region sequence-specific DNA binding; DNA-binding transcription factor activity, RNA polymerase II-specific. The coding region runs from base 1 to 1002 and encodes 333 amino acids. Gene Ontology annotation, biological process: regulation of transcription by RNA polymerase II; anatomical structure development. The transcript is spliced from 7 exons.
AUGGCUCAUAAGAACUUAGGACAGUUUGAGAUGCUGAUGGCUGAACUGCAAGUUGAAGAUGUGGCAUCCUUCAGGAACCUCCUUAGAGGUUCUCCAGAGUUUAUCCAAGAACUACUGGAGAAAAUUGUCCCCACCAUCCACAAGGCAAGCACUUUCUGGGGGCAGUCACUGGAACCUGACAUCAAGCUGGCUGUCACUGAGGUCAUUGACAUUUUCAAGCGAAAUCGUGGUAUUGGUUUGAAGUCUCCCAAGGCUGAAGUUGAAUUGCCUGUGCAGAUGACGCUGAUGCCUAUCUCCGCGUCAGUGAAUGUGUCAGUCGGCAUAGUACAGCAGGGGGUACGACAAUCUUCCCUGGCAGACGUGAGGCACCCCUGUAACAACAGCAAUAACAACAACGACAGCAACAACAACAGCGGUGGAGGAGGUAGUGGUACCGGCAGCAGCAGCAGCAGCAGUGGUCUCCGGCCAGGUGGUGUGACGACGACAAGUGGUUGGCGGUCUGUGAGCGGGCGUAGCAGCGGCUCCAGUGAUGGUCGAUGUCACAGCAGUGGUCCCGGCGCUGCCAGCAGUAGUAGCGUAGUUGACGGUCAGCUCGGUGUGCGGCAUUCCUCCUCCUCCUUGGAUAUUGUUACGUCACCAGCACAUCAUCAUCCGGACGACCUCGACGUCAAAGUCGCCAACAUGCCCGCCAAAGAAGAAGAACACAGCAGUCCCUCCCACGCCGGCUCCCCCAACAGCCAGAGUCCGGACACCGCCGGGAACGCUAACGCCGCGAAGAAGCCAACGAGGAAACGAGGUGAGAAUGGCCACAGUGGCGUGAACCAGCUGGGUGGUGUAUUCGUCAAUGGACGGCCGCUCCCAGACUCCACCAGACAGAGGAUAGUAGAACUGGCUCAUAGCGGUGCCAGACCAUGUGACAUUUCCAGGAUUUUGCAGAAGUACAGACUGACCCAGCAAACCGAGAGAUCUGCACAUUGUCCUGACGGGGAAUGGAUGGCCUGA